Molecule: messenger RNA, 1782 nt
Organism: Asterias rubens (European starfish)
Lineage: Eukaryota; Metazoa; Echinodermata; Asteroidea; Forcipulatida; Asteriidae
Exons: 2
Coding region: 633-1169 (178 amino acids)
Source: RefSeq, a predicted model, not a curated record
AACUUAUGUUUAGCGUCCCCGCCCGCUUCCUUUUUGGGGGCCGCAUGGAUUUUAUUUUUAUUUUUACCAAUUCAAAAUGAGAUUUUAAAAAUCGUAAAAUGUCAGCCGAGCCAUCGGAAAAUAAAAUACUUGCAAGUCAGAAAUUCCAAUUUAUACUAUAGAUUGUUAUCGGUCCAGUUGACCCAAUCUCCACUCCAAGUACGUACGAUCCAUUCGGGUAUUUUUUUCCCGCAAUCCUUUGGUAUUACUAGCUGUACUCUAGUAGCACUAACGAGUAAUAAACGUUUGUCUUUUUCACGAGGACCGGAUACGUCAAUUUCUUUUAUCGUCGUUGCUACAUGUAAAGUCGGGGUACAGACUCGUUUGUCAUGACUAUUGCGUAUUUAAUACUAAACUCGGACAAGUCGGUUAGACAGUCGUGUUCUCAGUACGCGCCGCCGUAUACGUACAAGUGCGGAACGCUGUUGAAGCUAGCGGCAACUAAACUCGGUUUGACUUGAUUUGAAGUCUAAUAUUUCAUGAGUUGACAACAACCACAUGGACUCUUGACAGCUAGCUGCAUGUGUCUGUGAUCGGCUGCCUUAGGGUUUUCUGUCUUGUUUUAUAGUUGAAAGUCUCAAGAAAGGAAGAAAAUGGUGUUUGUUUGUAUAUUGAUACGAACAAAAACGAAGGUAUUAAAGCCGUGGUAUGGACGUAGCGUACUGGAUGCAAAGAUUUCGUUCACAGAUGUUUUCGUCUCAUUUGCGAGUGGAGUUUUUGAGGAAGGGGACCCCAUUGGCGACCAGUAUGAAACUACGCAGUGUGGAGAAUGCCUCAAGUGGAGAGUGUGCUAUGCAGCACGAGUUCUAAAACCUGAGCAAAGGCGGCAACUAGAGCGGGAACUGGAAUUGUUGGCCUUCUCUUGUGGCACAUGCUUUCAAGAUGUUUCUACUGAUGGUGAUGAAGAGUCUGUCUUCAAUGUAGUCUACGUCAACGAUAAACUCACCUGUGACUUGCCAAUAGAAGCACCAUACUAUGUUACUUUUGACGACCCUCUGUGCUUUUUUUGUGGAAGUGAACACGAUCUUAUCACUGGGGAUGGGAACUACCCUCUGUGUAAUGAGUGUAGAGAUGCAGGCAAGAAACCUCACAAGAAGAACACUUGGGCCUUUAAUCCUCGACCACAGUAGGUCAUUUUACUGCAUUCCUUCAGCAAGGAAAGAACCAAGUGUUGUAUGAUCUUUUAACACUUAAAGUUUUACUUUUCAAAUCUGGUUCACAAUGUUUGGAAUAUUAAAAAAGAGCACAGAACACAGAUUGGAACCUCAAGUUCAAUUUAGUUCUAUUUUUUAACGUUAAAUUUAUUUUUGCCUGCAUCUCCACAGUUUUAAGAAAUAGAUUACGUUUUAUCCGAAAGCAUACUUGGUGGUAGUAAGCAUCCAGCAAAAUUAUUUUGUCUAGUUCCCCUGUUGAUAAAAAACACUAACAAAUUAUGUAGAAAACUUUGAAUCUCCAAAAUUGCCUGCAGGCGUUUUUGAGAAAUUUCCAUGGUGUCCGUUGGAAUGCUGCCCUCAAUACAGCCAGAGAUGAGGUUGGUACCCAUUGUCAGCUCGUUGAACGUGGAUGCAUUUGAUGGAAAAACCGUGACAGUUUUUUGCAGUUUACUCAAUAAGUAGGCACUGCAUUUUUCAACUCAAACUUUCACUUAUGAGUUUUAUUUGAUGCAUCUUUCUUGAUAAUCUUGCCUUUUAAUUUGCAAUUACGUUGACAAAAAACAAAUAAAACCACUGUAAACGUGUUCAA